Molecule: messenger RNA, 2466 nt
Organism: Brassica oleracea var. oleracea
Lineage: Eukaryota; Viridiplantae; Streptophyta; Magnoliopsida; Brassicales; Brassicaceae
Exons: 6
Coding region: 376-2466 (696 amino acids)
Source: RefSeq, a predicted model, not a curated record
GUCCGACAGCUCGGCCUUCGAGGAGCCUCCCCAAGAUGAUUAUCGAGUUCUUUGGAACCGUUCUUGGGGUAAAAUACUCUGUCGCGAACCGUAAGCGAAUUGUCGAUUCUAACCAACCAUUUUUUUGCUUUGUAUGUUGUUGGCCAUCCUACCUCCCCAGCUUAUCCCGAAGAUUUCUUGAGGAGUGUUCGCGCCGUCGCUCUGCUUCGAGUCUAUCGUUGGUCUGAGAUCUCCGUCGAAAGGAUCCGUGAGCUUAAGGAUCGAAUCACUCGAAGAGAGUGGAGAUCCGACCUUCCGACCGUUCUUCUCAUUCGUGCUAAGCGACUGGACAUUUUUCCGAGGGACAUCCAAAAACAAAUCACCGAGGCGAAGAAGAUGGGCACUCUUCCUGAUUUGAGCGCAAUAAUAGCGGCCCAGCUGGGGCUGGCUAGCGGGGAAGGGCCCUCGACGGCGGUUCCUCGUUCUGACGAGGUUUUCCCUUCCGAUGCCAGAAGUGUGGGGAAGGGAAAGAAAAGAAAAAGAGGCGAUGGUUCGGGAGCCGGGAGGAGUACUGAGGAGACGAGUGAUGUCCCUCCUUCCAGUGAGCCCCGGAAGAAGAGCAAGAAGAAAAGGACAAAGAAGAAGUCCACCGGCGAGCAGUUGGAAGAUGCUGACGAGCAGAUCGAGCAAGAGGAAGAGGGUGCUCGAGGAGAAGAAAUUCAGCCCGAAGAGGGGGGUUCUGAGGCUGAAGCCUCGGAGGGACGGAAUGACGAGGAGGGAGUAAGUGAAGGAGGGGAACGCGAGACUUCUCUUAAUGCCGCCUGCUCGGAUGAUUCCGAGGAAGGUAGCGAAGGGUCACCACUCCUGAUAAGGAGGGGAAAUGACGAAGACGAUGAUGAGAGGCGGUCUCCUGUUCUGACGUUUCCUCGCGAGAGAACUCCAGUUCCCGUCGGAGGAGGGGCCGUCCAGAUCGGUACUUCUUCCCGUGGCUCGGCUAUCCUAAGGAGGGCUCCCGGAUUCAGCUUUCCCGAUAAGGUCGACUUCCAUUAUGAGGGACCGGCUCCCUUAGUGUACGUUCCAGAGAAAUGUGGAGAGUAUCUCUGUCAAUUAAGAGGGAGGGCGAAACCUCUUCCUGCUGUGAAAGACCUUAUCUUCGGGGGUGAAUACGAAGAAGCUGCGAGGGCCAAACUGCUGGGUGAUAGCACGAUGAAUGUCGUGAUUGAUAAAUACGACACGUCGCUUAAAGGAGCCUUGGAGGAGCUCAAGCUGGCCAAGAAAGAGUUUGCUGAGAAGGAAGAGGUUUCUGCUCUCCGUGUGUUGGACCGUUUCGAGGUAUCAAUAAGCCAGCUGAAUCCCACCAGUUUUCAACAUCUUAUUGGCGUCGUGAUUCUGAGCUAUGAGCAUGGACUCUCUCUUACCACUGAGCACUUUGAAGCGAUUUUUAGGCUGCGACUUGUUUCAAAACCGCACCUCUACCGGUUGGUCCCUCGGAAAUAUAUGACGGUGAUUAAGGGGCUUAUUUCUAACUCAUGGACAAAGUUCUUCUUCUUUGUCCGUAUAAACGCUGCAUCCGUCGAAGAAAAUUGUAUCCCAUUGUUUCAGAGCAAGCCGAAUGAUAGUCCCUUCAUCAGCCUGCUUUUCCUAUUCCCCGAAGACGUGAUCGAAAAGAGGGAUCUCCUCAGGAACGGUCUGUUUUUCUGGACCUUCUUUACGCCGAGGAGAGCCUGCAAGGCGUUGAGACUCAUGCAUCCUGAUCUUGGAGUGGGCAUAGAAGCGGAUAGUGAUUCUGAGUCCGAUGAUCCUACUUCUUGCGACGUUCCCGCGGAGGAGACGAACGUGAGGUCCUCUAAGGGUAAAGGCAUUGAUCUUGGUGAUAUAGAGUAUUCCGUAGAUGACUCUAUUCUUCCAGGAUGGGAUCCAGACCUUGCUUAUGGUGAUGGUAGUGGUUCGAGCGAGGUACCUAUUCCGGAUUUUGACGAGUUCUUUGCUGGUUUAGCCUCGAGUUUUGAUCCUCCUUCGUCCUUGGACGAAUCAGGAAGAUCCAAGGGUCUGAACAUGCUUGGCUCAGCCCUUGAGGCGAGCCACAGGGAGGCCAUGGUUUACCGCUUCAAGGCAGAGAAAGUGGAAAAGGACCUUGCACGUAUGCAAAACGAAAUUUUAGAGCGAGAUUCGAAGCUUGCCAAGGAUCAUGACAAGGCCGUCCGUCGAGCGGAAAGGAGAGGUAGGAGAGAGAUCGUCACGCAGACAGACGACUUUGUUUUCAAGGAUGAGAUGGAAACCAUGGAAGGCGGCAUGAAGGAUCAUGCCCAUGCUGAGGCACUUAUUUCCCCGAUCGACGGGAGGAUUCAGAGAUUCUGGGAUCCCAUCCCAGUUUCUCCCGAUACGGAGGAGGUCACGGCCGAGGUUGCUGGUGAUGAUGAGGAAGUGGACUGUCCCGCGGGUGCAUUCGGAGUUUCCAUGUCCAGGGAUUUUAACUUUGAUCUGUGA